Alligator mississippiensis (American alligator) is the source of this 1540-nucleotide messenger RNA. It is a transcript of the gene TDRD10, whose product is annotated as tudor domain containing 10. The record is from RefSeq and is a predicted model, not a curated record. The coding region runs from base 87 to 1379 and encodes 430 amino acids. Lineage: Eukaryota; Metazoa; Chordata; Crocodylia; Alligatoridae. The transcript is spliced from 12 exons.
GGUGCCGGGGGCAGGAUUUAAGGCAGCGGCAGCACGUGCGCCGAGCCCCAGGAGGAGCCGGAGCUGCGACCCGCUCGGCUCCGGGAAUGGCGCGGAGAGGCCGCCCCUGGUGUCCGGCCCCCGAGCCGGUGGGCUCGCGCGGGCCCUGGCCGCUUCAGACCCUGGCGGUCUCUCUGCAGGUCUCCGGGCCCCGCUCUGCCCCGGGCCCGUCAGGCUGCGGCAAGCGCGGCCAGGCGCCGCCCCACAAGAAGAAAGGGAAACCGGAGCAGCCGAAGUCCUGGGGUGCCUCCAGGAAGGACUGUGAAGCCCAGGGGGGAAAACCUUUGCCAGAUGUCACAGAGGGGUCUCUACGGACCCUCGUAGAACCAAGUGUGCCCCUCUGCUGGGAGAGGAGGACGAGCUCUGGCUCCUGUGGGCUCACCUCCGGGACCCCCUGUGAUAAGGCCUGCCCUGGUCUCUGCCAGGAGGACGUCCUGCUCUGGCUGAAGGACUUCAACCCUCAGCACGUCAAGAGAGGCCAACCUGGGUUCAAGAGCAACGUGCCUGUUGGCUUCAGCUGCCCAGAGCAGGCACAGUGCAUGGUCCAGCCACUUGGCAACUGCACCAGGAUCCUGGGCAACACCGACAUGGGGAACAGCAUGAGGGGCAUGGCAUGGCCGAGGAGUCAGCUGGAAAUGCCGGCUCUGGAGAAAAUUCCUGAGGGAGAGCUGGGGCUGAGCAGUGGAAUUGGGCCUCAGCACCUGCUGCAGCCCCAGCAACAGACUGCUCCCCAUGCAGUGAAGCAUGAGCAGGUUCGAUACGCUGUUCCUAUGGAAAUGAGAGGCUCCUUCCUGGUGCUCAUGCUGCGGGACUGCUACAAGGACCUGAGCUGGCUGGCUGUGAUAGCCAAGACCUACGGAGAUGUGGGGCUGCUGGUGACUGACUGCCUGCCACAGACACCCUACUUCUGGGCCAUCCACCUCACAGAGGAGCGUCACCUCCACAUGCAGCAGUUGCUCGGGGCCCUGGCACAAGCAGAGAAGCAGCAGCCCUACCUGGCCAAGCAGAAGGUGAAGCGUGGGACCCGCUGCCUGGCCCAGUGUGUCCUGGGGGCUGACAGCAGAGCCUGGAACAGGUGCUGGGUGCUGGAUAAGGUGGAGGACCUGGCCGUGGUUUUUUUUGUGGACUUUGGCUGCUCAGCCACCAUCCCAGUGAGCUCUCUGCGGCAGCUGGACGACGAUGAUUUCUGGGCCAUCUGGCCAUUGGCGCAGCCAUUCAUGUUCCAGAAAGCGAUUCUGCCGCCAAGAUGCAUUGUCCAACAGGUGCUGAGAGGGGAGGUCGUCGGCCCCUCUCCAACAGAGCCUCACAUCCUGCAGUUCGCUGUCUGCAUAGGGGACUAGUAGGCAGCUCCUGUUCAAUCUGCAGCGAUGCCCAGUCUUCCAGGCAGGUGCAGCCUCUGGAAUGAGAGACCGGAGCCCUGGCACCAGGAGGGAGCUCUGGGUGUGGGGGGAACUUGCUGUAACUCAUGUUUCAUUUAAAAUAAAUAAAUAAAAUUAAAGUC